AUGGCGUAUGCACGACAUCGAAGUAGUUCUCGUCGUAAAUUGGCUUUGGUCAUUGGAAAUGGUGAUUAUGUGAUGGGAAGGCCUUUGUUUAAUACGAGAAAUGAUGCAAAGCAAAUGGCAAAUGUUCUAAUAGAUCUCGGCUUUCUCAUCUAUGAGAAUGAACCAAAACUCGAUUUAACUUACGAGCAAUUUUCAAUAACAAUAGCGAAUUUUCUCUGUUCAGUUAAGCGGAAUGAUUUGGUCUUAUUUUAUUUUGCUGGACAUGGCAUUCAGUGUGAGGAUCAUAAUUAUUUGAUUCCAAUUGAUAACUUCAAAGAAGAAAAUCACGAUUUAAUCGAAUUGAGUGGAACAGAUUUGAAAAGACGCGCAAUUAAUGCACAACGCUUCCUUAACGAUCUCGAUGACCGUGAUCCGUUUACAGUUUUAUUUUUCUUAGAUUGUUGUCGAACAUAUCAUUUAAGACAGGAAGAAUCAGAAAGAAAUUCAUCCCGAAAUGCGUUCUCGACUCAAAUUCAUGGUCUAAAACCAAUGUCUGUCAAAGCUGGAUCAUUAAUUGCAUUUGCUUGUGCACCGGGAACAACUGCGGAUGAUGGAAAUCAAAGAGAAAAGAAUGGAUUAUUUACAAAACAUCUUUUAAAACAUCUUCCAACAUCAAAUGAAAGUAUUUUUGGAGUACUGACAAAUGUCUCGAAAGGAGUUGUUGAAGAAUCAAAUAAACAACAAAUUCCACAUCUCACUGUUGCAAUGACAGAAAAUAUUUUCUUAUUCGAUCAGCGUCAAGGAAAUCUUUCAACAUCAAUAAAUCAUUUGUCAAUAUCAGUGGAAAAGAAAUCUUCUUUAAACAACAAGACUUCGACAACAUCUCAAAUCAAAUGUAACCAAUGGAGACGACAAGGAAUCACUAUCGCUGGAGGAAAUGGUUCCGGAGACUGGUUAAAUCAACUAUCAAUUCCUUUUGGAAUUUUUUUCAACAAAUAUUCACAAAUUUUUGUUGCGGAUCGGGGGAAUCAUCGAAUUAUGAAAUGGGAACUAAAUCAUAAUCAAGGAAAAGUUGUCGCUGGCGAAAACGGAAAAGGGAGAUGGAUUAAUCAAUUGAAUUAUCCGACGGAUAUGAUUGUUGACGAAGAGUAUAACUCACUUAUCAUUUCUGAUCAUAGAAAUAGAAGAGUGAUACGAUGGUGGAAUGAAGAUCAGCAAGAGAUUCUUAUUGACAAUAUUUCAUGUUCUCGGAUAGUGAUGGACAAAUUCGGAUUUCUUUACGUUUCUGAUGAUGAGAAACAUGAAGUGAGAAGGUGGGAAAUAAAAGCUAAAAGAAGAGAAGGAAAACUAGUUGCUGGUGGAAAUGGACAAGGAUAUCGGCUUAAUCAGCUCAAUAAUCCUAACUAUGUCUUCGUUGAUGAUGAACAGUCUGUUUAUGUUUCAGAUUGUGGAAAUGAUCGUGUGAUGAAAUGGAGAAAAGAUGCUGCGCAAGGAACUGUCGUUGCUGGUGGAAAUGGUUGCGGAAGGAAGUUGAAUCAACUGAAUGGGUCUCAAGGGAUCAUAGUUGGUGAAUUUGGGCAAGUUUUUGUUGCAGAUAGUAAUAAUCAUCGAGUCACGUGUUGGAGUGAAGGAGCUGAAGAAGGGGAAAUCAUCAUUGGUGGAAAUGGGCGAGGAGACGAACCCAAUCAAUUGUGGAGUCCCAAUGGUUUAUCACUUGAUAGUGAAGGCAACCUUUAUGUUGUUGAUAGUGGAAAUCAUCGAGUGCAGAGAUUUGAUGCAAUUUGUGAAUAA
Messenger RNA from Adineta ricciae, 1770 nucleotides. The record is from the annotation of a GenBank genome assembly. Lineage: Eukaryota; Metazoa; Rotifera; Eurotatoria; Adinetida; Adinetidae.